CCCUCCCCAGCCACGCUUCCAAACUCACUGCAUUAGUGGCGUGGACUUCCGCGGAGGCACUGUGCCAGGGCAAAACUCAAUCGGCUGACGGCGCUUAAGAGCCUUCAAUGCUCUCGAAGAAGCUGGCAGGGCCGCCCGGCAGUGGCGCCGGUGUGCAGGGGACGUUUGGUUGCGAUCGCAGCUACUCCGGGACACGGCGCCAGACGACCUAAAAGCAAGCAGAGGCGCAGCAGAGGCGCAAGUGAGCAGGCCACGAGAGAACACGCCCGGCCUUCCGGUUGAGUGGCCAGCAGCACGGCGCUCUCCUGGGCUGUGGCCUGAGGCGUUGCCCCGUUCCCGAAGGCUCUGGGCCCCGAGAGGCAGCUCAAGGUCAGGCCGGCGGAGCGAGGGACGGCGGCUGCAGCCCGCUCCCAACGGAACCACGCACUCUCGCCCGCCCCCGACACAACGCGCUUGCGCGACCGCCGCGCCGAAACAAGCCGAUCCGAUUCGGGGCUCCGGUGGCGGGACAUGCCUCAGGACGUACCUGCGGCCGUUGCCAUGGCGGCAGCGGCGGGGUGGGAGGGGAAGGGAGUCUCUGCCGGCGGGCUAAGACCCUUGCUUCCCCUGCGCGCACGCGCGUAGGUGUACCGCAGCCGCACUGCCCUACGCAAGGGAUGACGGUGGCAAAGGGCGACGAGAAGAGGGUGAGGAAACGUAGUGCCGGCUCCGCUCCACGUGAUCCGAUGCACCCAGUCAAUAAGGCGACGGUACAUCCUGCGCAAGCUCAGGUCCCAUCGUGUGGCGAGCCGGGCUUCUGGCGCUGCGGGAGCCGAUGUGAUGGGUGGGGUGGCGCGGAGGAGAGGCGAGCCCCGGGCAGCCGAGCGCUCUUGGGCAGCCCCGUGCGACAUAAUCGUCAGGGCGGGAGCACCUCUGUUGCUGUGGACGGGGCAUUCCUCCUCUGCGGGUGCCACGGAGCUUUCAGGGACAGAGCUGGGGAAAGCCGCGGAGGGAGGCGCUGCAGAGCUUGUAUCCUGGUGUAUUCUUUCUCCACUUCGCAGCUCCCAGUGCUGCUCUGGUUUUGUGUUGGUCCCCGCGGCCCUGUUUGUAGGUCGUGGAGAAGCUGUUUUAGGAUCGGGUACUGCAUCCCGGAGGGGUGGUCCUCAGAAGACCGCAGGCGCUCGUCGGGAGAACGCCUGCUAGUUAGCCCUGCAGGUCCUGCAUGCUGCAUUGCGCCUUCCUAGCAGCAAGACCUGGCCGAACAUGCAGCAGCUCUGUGUAGCGCAGCAUGUGCUCCUAGGCAUGCUUUUCAUUCACCAGAGGUGCCUCGGGGUCUUACGCCAUGUCACUGCGUGGGAGCUGGCAGACGACUCUUCCAGGGAGGUGCUGAUGGAGGUUGGUAACCUGCCAGUGGAGCUGUGGCAGCUCAUCUUAGCCUGCCUAUGCCUCCCUGACCUGGACUGCAGCAGCUUGGUCUGCAGGGCCUGGUACGAGCUCAUCCUGAGCCUGGACAAAAUAGGAGGCGGCUCUGCCUGGGGCUGCCUUGAGCACAGAUACCCCAACUGGUGUAACCAGCCUGUGGAGCCACAGUCCUGGAUAGAGGCCUUCAAACAGCACUACCUGGCCUCCAAAACCUGAACCAAAACCAUGCAGGAGUCCUCCGGCUGCGUCUCGCUCUUUCAGAGGAGGAAGAGCUGGUGCCAGCUCUGUGUUAGCAUAGCUGCUGAGUUCAGCAUGCUCCAGGCAGCCCUUGCCACCGCCAGCCCCUUUGUGCUACUGCCUGGUGCACAUGAGGAGCAGAGCGAGGUGCUGCUGAAGGCGCUUGGAGGGCUGUACAAACUGGGGGAUGUGGCACUGCUGGCAAGCAUUGACCAGCACUGUCACAUAGCUCACUUCUGCAAUGUAGUCUUCAUGCUGUCCCACUUCUCGGUGCUCUAUAAGACAAGCUCAGGCUAUGUCCAGUUAGACAGUUGCAAAUUUGAAAGUGGGCAGCUGCAGAUCCAUGCACUAGGGACAUGCCAGGUGAAGUUCUGCACCUUCAAUCAGUCCAGCAUCUACCUCCACAGCAUGGCCCUCUGCAUCCUGGAGAGCUGUAAGUUCACCAGAAGUGAGAAUACCUCUGUAACUGUGGAGGGCUGCCCAAGCUUUGACUGUAACUGGGCCUGCAAGCAUCUGGCCAUGCUGGCCAAUCCCAUGCAGUGUUCAUAUGGGAGCCUGACCCAGCUGGCUGCCCUUUGGCCAAGCAGGACGGCUCUGGGGGAAUCACUGCUGGGGCCAGAAGGCAUUGGAUUCAGAGACAACUUGCAGGCAGCAAAGGAGGAGGAAUCCCCAGCCCUCAACUCAAACUCUAGUGACAGUGACUUGAACAGCGACAAUGCAGAGGAUGCUCAGGCUGCCUACAGACUGCCCUAUCAAGCUUGCAGUCUGAGUGACAUAAUUGCUAAUAUUAUGGACAGCAGGCUUCAAAGCAACAGACUGCACACCCUUCAGAGGGACCUUAAACCCAAGUCUCUAAAGCAGGAGCUGCAGCAGGACAAGGAGGCCAAGUCUUUGGCCAACUCUCUGCAAGGCUGCAUCAUCUGACAGUGCCUUUUCAGGGAUGGGAAGGGAGGACUACUCAUCUAUUCACAAGGGUGAGCAAAACUGGAAGGAAGCAUCUUCAGGGAUCUUACCUACGCAGCAUGCUGCAUACAGAACAGUAAGGUGCUGUGAAGACUGCUUUUGCUCAGCAGCCUGGUUUUAACUGGUGACAAAUGGGAGGAAGAUGAGGCCAGCCCAGCUGCUGCUCUCAUUUGGUGCUUCCUACUGUGCCUCUGUGCAAGAUACUGGGCUGGGACUGCUCAGAGUGUCCCAGAGGACUCCUCUCCUGUUCUCAUGUGCAAUAAGAUACACAGCGGCCUUUGCUCAGGCAUUGUCAUUGUUGGCAACAAAAAAGGCAUUAUCCAUAGCAAUCAGAUCUAUGGAAAUAAAGAAGCUGGCAUUUAUAUUCAGUAUAAUGGAAACCCUGCUGCACGUGGGAACCGCAUUUUCCAGAGACUGGCUGCUGGAAUAGUAGUGAAUAGUAACAGGUGAGGCCAGAUCACAGGGAAUGUCAUCUACAAGAACCAGUGGGGUGGAGCAGAUAUGUUUUGGGGUGACCCAGUCCUCAAGAACAACUUCAUCUCUUACAGCUGGUUGGACAGCGUGGUGAUGGGAAAGCAUGGAAAGGGCCUCAUUGAAGGGAACACCAUUUACGACAGCAAGGGCUGUGGCGUGUGGAUGAUGUCCUUCAGCCUCCCACACCUCAUCAGCCACCAGAUCUGCCACAACAGCAUCUACGGGGUGGUGGUGUUCUGCCACAAGGAUGCUGGUUACUAUCCCCCUGGUCAGGGGCGCUAUGAGAGUUUACAGGGGGAAAGGGAAGGUGCUGGAGGGGAGAACGACCCUGAGAGUGAGGAGUAUCCAGCUGUCCACCGUCACAUCAGUGUGGCACUGGUGGAGUUGAACAGCAUCAACUACAAUGGAGCUGCUGGCUUGCAUGUUAAGAGCAGCAAAGUACACAAUGUCAUUGCCAGUGUCAUUCAUGCCAACCAUGAUGGCAAGGUGGUGGCGAUGCAGAGCAGCCAGCUGACAUGUGUUGCCAGCAACAGCAUUUCCUGUAACAGCUGGGGAGGCAUGUUGGUGGAGCCUGAGUGCCAGGUGGAGAUACAUAGAAAUGACAUCUACAAGAACUGCAGCCACAGCAUUGUCUCCAGGGGAGAGGGCAUCAUCACAGAGAAUGACAUCACUGGACCAGUGUGGUCCUCAGCUGCCCAAGGCAGCAGAUAUGAAGUGACCAAGAACAGGAUCCAAUCCUUUUGGAGCUAUGGGAUUGCUGUCUUCAAUGAAGCCAGAGUCAUGGUGCAGGAAAACAUCACUUUCCAAGGGAAAUCCAUUUUGUGGCCAAUAUAAAAUGCAGAGGAUUGCAUCAUCCAAAACAACAUGCUUCUCGCCUUCAAGAAAACUACCUUUGUCUUUGUGCCAGUAGAGAGAAUUCAUGGUGGUCUUCAGAGGUUUAAUAUGGAGUGUAUGCUGAUCAAUCCUCCAGCAUGCCCUCACAUUGGAGGAGGUGUGCUGGGGUCCUGCACGGUGACUGGAGGUCAGAGGGUUUCCAGCAUAACCACCAGAGUAGAUGGGGGCUGCCACAAUCACGGGAGCAUCUUCUACACCACUCUUUGA
This is a messenger RNA of Melopsittacus undulatus (budgerigar), 4176 nucleotides long. It is a transcript of the gene FBXO10, whose product is annotated as F-box protein 10. NCBI's taxonomy places the organism in Eukaryota, Metazoa, Chordata, Aves, Psittaciformes, Psittaculidae. The record is from RefSeq and is a predicted model, not a curated record. Gene Ontology annotation, molecular function: protein binding. Gene Ontology annotation, biological process: ubiquitin-dependent protein catabolic process; regulation of apoptotic process.